AUGCAGAGCAUAGACAAAGUCUACGAUGAUGCCGUCGCGUCAGGUUUGCUGCCAGGUUAUUCCCUGGUAGCGGAAGAUAGAGAAGGCAAAUCUUCGGGCAGAGCUUCUUUGAGAGGAAAUGACGAAAGCCCCUUUACGUCUUCGACAGUCUGCGCGAUUGCCUCAAUGAGCAAGCUCAUCACCUCGAUAGCCGUCAUGCAGGCCGUAGAGGACGGCAUCCUGGAUCUCGACGCAGACGCGCGGCCGCUUCUCCCGCGUAUGGGAGAACAUGGUGUCAUUACUGGUUUUGCGGACGACAGCAACUCGGCGCAACUGGCGCCCAACGCUGAUCCCAUUUCUCUCCGCAUGCUUCUCACGCAUACCUCGGGCCACGAGUACGACUGGAUGAGCCCGUUGCUGGGCAAGUGGCGGGCCUCGCGCAACGAGGAGCCAUGGACUGGUCCGACCGUUGAGCACAAGUCGGUCUUGCCCCUUGUGUUUGCGCCCGGGACGUCUUUUGCUUAUGGCGCGGGUCACGACUGGGCGGGCAAGCUCGUCGAGAUCGCCGCCAAGACUACUCUCCAGGAGUUCAUGCACAAACGGAUCUGGGAGCCACUCGGAAUCCAGGACGAGAUCAGCUUCUAUCCUCAAAAUAACGAAAAGAUGAAGGACAGAAUGGCCACCAUCAGUACCCUCAAUGAGAAGGGCGAGCCGCCAGCCGUCGAUGCUGCCACCUUUGACAUCCUCUUUGGUGGUACGGAUUGUCUCGGCGGCGCCGGUCUCUUUGCCUCUCAGAAAGGUUACCAAACCUUGCUAAGUGCGGUCCUCCGGCGCGACUCUAGACUCUUGAAGCCAGACUCUUGGACGGAACUCUUCCGUCCGCAGCUGGACGAGAAACUCGAGCAGGCGCUAAACGACUACAUUGCGCUCGAUCCCGUUCACACCAUGCUGCUCGGCCUCGGAAUGCCGGCCUCGGUCAGAAGAAACUGGAGUUUCGCCGGUAUCGUGGCCAAGCAGGCACAAGAGGGUCGAUUUUCUUCGGGAACAACUAUGUGGGCUGGUGUUCCGAGUACGGUCUGGUUUAUUGACCACGAGGCCGGAGUUUGCGGCGUUGCCAUGUGUCAAAUCAUGCCUCCUCUACACCCUUCGAUCAUGGCUCUGCACGAGAAAUUUCAAAGUGGUGUAUUUGAAAAGGUCAAUGGUCACGCGAUAUAA
This is a messenger RNA of Pestalotiopsis fici W106-1, 1194 nucleotides long. RefSeq lists its product as uncharacterized. The coding region runs from base 1 to 1194 and encodes 397 amino acids. The transcript has 2 exons. Lineage: Eukaryota; Fungi; Ascomycota; Sordariomycetes; Amphisphaeriales; Sporocadaceae. The record is from RefSeq and is a predicted model, not a curated record.